Messenger RNA from Nannospalax galili (Upper Galilee mountains blind mole rat), 2775 nucleotides. It is a transcript of the gene Agfg2, whose product is annotated as ArfGAP with FG repeats 2. The transcript has 13 exons. Bases 293 to 1750 code for a protein of 485 amino acids. Gene Ontology annotation, molecular function: GTPase activator activity. The record is from RefSeq and is a predicted model, not a curated record. Lineage: Eukaryota; Metazoa; Chordata; Mammalia; Rodentia; Spalacidae.
GGUCUCAUAAUGGUAGGGGUCUUGGUGGAUCAAUGGGAGAGGCCUGAGGCCUGAAGGCAGUGGGGCGUGGCUCUGGAGGCGCCAGCAGCCAUCGGGGUCGGACCAAUCAGAGCGAGGAGGCGGGAGCCGCCUAGCCAAUCAGUGUGCAGAGCAGGAGGAGGACGGGGGCAGCGGAGUCUCGCGCUGCCGCGGGCUGCCAGGAACUGAUGUCUGAGGUUGCCCGGCGUGCGAAGGUGGCGGAGGCGGGAAAGGCGGCAGAGCUGCUAAAGAGGAGCUAGAGCGCGGAGGAGGCAUGGUGAUGGCGGCUAAGAAAGGCCCGGGCCCGGGUGGCGGGGUCGGAGGGAGCAAAGCGGAGGCCGAAGCGGCCUCGGAGGUGUGGUGCCGCCGAGUGCGCGAGCUGGGCGGCUGCAGCCAGGCCGGGAACCGCCACUGCUUCGAGUGCGCCCAGCGUGGGGUCACCUACGUGGACAUCACCGUGGGCAGCUUUGUCUGCACCACCUGCUCGGGCCUCUUGAGAGGCCUGAACCCCCCUCAUCGAGUCAAGUCCAUCUCCAUGACAACUUUCACCGAGCCUGAAGUCCUAUUCCUGCAAUCUCGUGGAAAUGAGGUCUGCCGGAAGAUCUGGCUGGGUCUUUUUGAUGCACGGACAUCUUUAAUACCAGAUUCCAGGGACCCUCAGAAAGUGAAGGAGUUUCUCCAGGAAAAAUACGAGAAGAAGAGAUGGUAUGUCCCCCCAGAGCAAGUCAAAGGGCCUUCUUAUACCAAAGGCAGUGCCUCCACCCUUGUGCCAGGCUCCAUCCCAGAAGGGAAGCCCCUGCGUACACUUCUGGGGGAUGCCGUGCCGUCUCUCUCGGACGUUGCUUCCACAUCAAGCCAGUCUGCCAGCCAGUCUCAGGCUCGAACGGCCCGGAGCGCUCAGCCUCUUUCCAAUUCAUCCACCAAGAAAGCCAGCACUGACCUGCUGGCUGAUAUCGGUGGAGACCCCUUUGCUGCUCCUCAGGUGGUGCCAGCCUUCGCCACAUUCCCAGCCUUUGGAGGCCAGACUCCUGCCCAUGGGGGCUUUGCCAACUUUGAUGCCUUCAGCAGCAGCCCUGGCUCUUCAGCCUUCGGAAGCCUUCCUCCAGCAGGUCAAACCCCAUUCCAGGCCCAGCCAACUCCCACAGCCAGUCGGAUGCUAACCGGGAGUUACAGCUUUGGGAGCAGCCUGGCAUCUCCGUUUGGUGCCGUUCCUCUUGCAACCACCAGUCAGCCCAACAGUCUAGCAGAUGUGGGUGGCCUCCUGGGACCUGGGGUGGCAGCUGGAGGUCUCCCUGGCAGUGUCUUUGGGAUGCCCAGUCAAGUUUCCCCGCUGCAGUCGGUCUCAACAGGUGUCAGUGGCAACACAGGGCUCCCCUUUGGAGCUUUCACCAACCCAUUCGCCACCCCUGCCCAGCCCCAGCUGCCUUCCACCAACCCAUUCCAACCCAAUGGCCUGGCCCCAGGGCCUGGUUUUGGGAUAAGCAGUUCUGGGCCUGGCUUCCCCCAGCCAGUGCCACCCACCGGGGCCUUUGCCAGCACCUUUCCUGCACCAAUGUUCCCCACACAGGCUGUGCUGACUCAGCAAAAGAAUGGCUCUAACUUUGGGGAUUUGGGAUCUUCCAAGCUGGGGCAGAGACCACUGAGCCAGCCAGCUGGGAUCUCCACCAACCCUUUCAUGACUGGACCCUCACCGUUUGCCUCCAAACCACCAACUACCAACCCAUUCUUGUAGCACUGUGCCCCUGGGGAGAGAGGAGCCUCUUCCCCUACUUUCUGGGGACUCCCUCUGCCCCCUUUAGAGCUCUGAUGACCAUUUGCCUGUGGGGCACUUCUGUGGGUCUGAAUUGGGCCUGGUUUGCAGAGCCAGAGGCCUGGGAACAGCAGGGGUACUAACACUCUACUUGGCGCCUGCAGAUGAAUCAGAGAGCAGACUCCUGGUCGGUGGCCUAGAGGCUUCCUCCCUCCUCUCCUGACCCCUACCUGGGAGGAGGCCCUGAAGGAACAAAGGUGCCCUGACCUGGAGUUGCCGCAGUAGUGUAUUUCUGUCAAAUGAUUAAGUAUGAAGACAGCCCUCGUAUCCUGCUCUCCAUGUAUGUAUACACAUGGCGCUCCUGCCCCUCCAGGCCUGUGGAUAAGAGAAGUUGUAGGCACAGCCCCAGCAGCCAGCCUUCCCACGGGAGCAAGUCUUCUCCAUGCCAGACUUUCCAGAUAGAACAUAGCAGGGAAAGUAGGGUAAAGAUGAGGUGUGGUGUUGACAACCACCAAACAGCCCUGGGGCCGAAAAGCUCCUGAUGUCCAAAAUCUUUUUUUCCCCAACUCUGCCACACCCACCUUUCUGCACCUCAAUUUUGCUUCCCUGGCUGCCCCCCAAAUCCUGGCACUCAGGAUGCAUAGUUUUACCUACAGAGUUACAUGUGCCCAGUUCCUGUCAAGCACUUUAGUUAGUUGUUGGUGUCAUGUUUGGAUACCAGUGUUUUAUAUUUAUACAUAGAGAAUUUUCUAAUAUAGCAUAUUACAUAUACAUAUAUAUAUAUAUAUGCACAUUCAUAAAUAUAUCCACAGAUACAUACAACCCAGCCAUCCUUCAUCUUCCACACAACCCUUUUAACACAGGGAAUGGAGCUGGACCUACUGGUGCAGGCCUCUAAUCCCAGCACUUGGGAGGCUGAGGCAGGAGGAUCACAAGUUCAAGCUUAGCCUGGACUACAGAGUAAGAGCAAGGCCAGCCUGGACAACUUAGUGAGACCCUGUCUCAAA